AUGGUAAUAAACGAUUAUCCAGCAAUAGUCGAUCCAGAAACAGGAUUUUUCAAUGGUCAAAAUUGGAAUGAGACACAUAUCGAGUAUGAGUGGUCCAAACGUGAUCCAGUCAUGAAUCUACCAGCAGGUGAGCAGAAGUCGUUUGAUUAUCCUGUAUCACUUUUUCUUCGAACUCAUCAAAUUACUGAAACUUCCACCGGUACGAAAUAUCGUUUUGAAGAAGUCGAAUACGAAUUCUAUGGCAUGACAACGGAUAUAUCUAAUGAUGCUUUUGAUGUCAGUGAUUGUUAUCGUUCUCGUGAUUGGCCUUAUCUACAUCUUGGAUUUACACUUAACUUGAAUAGAGGUAAUUUGGUCGAUAGUAAUCAUCUCGAUCGUAAAGCAUUGUAUGACAGUUUUCUUAUCACACUUCAAACAGCCAUGAGACCAAUUAGUGUCACCCGAAUCCAUCAAUUAGAAAUUGACCAUGAUGUUACUUCGACUUCUAAUACAAUAUAUGUUAUGUUUAUUUUGCUUGGACCUGUCCCUAUAGCUGAUCCAAUAUCAAACAAUGAGACAUCGAAGACGACAAAAUCAACUGAUCAAUUCAGCGUCGAAACGGCUCGCGAAAAACUUCGAACUACAAUCAAUAAUGGAGAUUUCAAUAUUAAUGUGCAGUUAUUCGAUGAUGAUCGGUCGAAUAUUACUUUCAGAGCAGUACCUGAUUCACUUCAAAAUGCUAGAGAAUUUCUUGCAUCCCAUCCAUUGAUUUUCAAUCUAGCAAAUCACACAGUAUCAGAAAUCAAUGUCAUCAACAUGACAAAUACUAUUGUACAAACUCUUGUUGUAUUUGAACAGAAGAUUAAUUUGAAAUGGUCGUCAAAAGCUCAAACAGUUGGUAUUGUAGUUGGUCUUUUGAUUGGACUCGUACUCGGUAUUAUUAUCGUUGUGGCCGCGAAGUUUGUACGUAAACCAUUAUCUUCCUCCUCAUCGACAAUGAUAUCGAUGGCGCCAAUAACCAACCUAGCUUAUGAUAGAAGACAAGAAACGCUCAUUACUGAUUCAAAUACAUCGACUGCUUGA
This is a messenger RNA of Rotaria socialis, 1062 nucleotides long. The record is from the annotation of a GenBank genome assembly. Lineage: Eukaryota; Metazoa; Rotifera; Eurotatoria; Philodinida; Philodinidae.